CGCCGGGCCUCUGUCUCCUUCCUCUUCCUCCGCGGGGAGGCCGGGCUGCCGGCCGGCCGGGCCGGGACACGGGCCAUGUUCGACACAGGCAGCCCCUGCCCCCGGAGCAGCCCUAGCAGCUCUCCCUCCCUGCGAAAGCGUCUACUGCUGCCCCCACGGACCUCCCCUGAGCUCCCUGCAGAUGCCAUGGUGGAAAAGAGCACAGAGAGUGCCCCAGAUCGGGGCCCCUUGUCCGCCCCCGUCAACUACCCGCUGAGUGCCAGGAGUUUCAUCCGCAACAACAAGAAAGCGCAAAGCUGGUACAGCAUGCUGAGCCCCACGUACAAACAGCGCAAUGAGGAUUUCCGCAGGAUCUUCAAGGGGCUGCCGGAGAGCGAGCGGCUGCUUGUGGAUUACUCCUGUGCGCUGCAGCGCGACAUCCUACUCCAGGGGCGGCUCUACCUGUCCGAGAACUGGCUCUGCUUCUACAGCAACAUCUUCCGCUGGGAGACAGCAAUCUCUGUCCCGCUGCGGGAGGUGAAAUGCCUGAAGAAGGAGAAGAUGGCCAGGCUGAUUCCCAAUGCCAUCCAGGUCUGCACUGCGGCUGACAAGCAUUUCUUCACCUCAUUUGGAGCCCGUGAUCGCUGCUUCAUGCUGAUCUUCCGCCUGUGGCAGAAUGCACUGCUGAAGAAGACACUGUCUCCCCGGGAGCUCUGGCAUAUCGUCCACCAGGGCUACGGCGCUGAGCUUGGCCUCACCAGCGAGGACGAUGACUACGUCUGUCCUGUCCCGACUGACGAGCUCAAUGGCCUGGGGCCAGUCAGGGAGCUCAAUGACAUCAUGGAGCUGAGAGACCUGGCCUUGCCCUGCGCUGCUGACCUCAAGCUGGAGCCCAGCCCCACGUUGGCCAGGAGAGCCGCUAGUCAGAGCUUCCACUCGCUGGCCAGCAGCAGUGAUGGGGCAGCCUCACUGGCAGAGGACCCCGAAGAGAAUGUGGACAGCCAGGCGGAUACUGCCUCCAACUGCACAACAACACCGGUGCUGGAGCCCCUGAAGGCUGCGGUGCUGGGGGAGGGCCCGCUGCCUGCCCUGGGGGACCUGCUGCCUCAUGAGGAGCUCCCCACUGAUACCAGCAACUCCUCCUCCUCCUCCACGCAGGAUGAAGUGGAGGUGGACACCUUCUCAGACCUGCCCGGGCGACUGCUGCUGAACUGCGUCUAUUGCCUGGGGGCUGAGCAGCUGCAGCAGAUGCUCUUCAGCGACUCGCCGUUCAUGCAGAGUUUCCUGUGCCAGCGCAAGUUCACAGAUGUGACACUGACCUCAUGGAGUGGCAAGAGCAAAUGCCACCAGAGCCGUGUCCUCUCCUAUACCAUCCCCCUCAGCAACCCGCUGGGGCCUAAGGCAGCUGCUGUGGUGGAGACGCAGACCCUGUUCCGUGCCAGCCCCGAUAGCGGUGCCUGCGUGGUGGACUCGGAGGUGAUCACGCAGGGCAUCCCCUACCAGGACUACUUCUACACCGCCCACCGCUACUGCAUCAGCACGCUGGCCACAGGCACAGCCCCCGUCUCAGUCUCCUCCGAGAUCCGGUACCGGAAGCAGCCCUGGAACCUGGUGAGAGCCCUGAUUGAGAAGAACACAUGGAGUGGCAUGGAGGAGUACUUCCAGCACUUGGGGCUGGCGCUGGCAAGAGCAGAGAAGACGCUGCUGGAGGAGAGUGGCUGUGGGACGGAGCCGCGGGGGCUGCGCCGCAGGAAGCACACACUGAGCUGGAGGGCCCCCCAUGCUGAGCCCACCCUGGCCACGCUGCCCCCCAGCAAGACAGGGCCCUGCCCCCUGCGCCCCUCUGGCAGCCUGGCAGCCCAACUCUCCCAGCAGCUCGUGGAGCGGAGCCGGGGCCCCACUGUGUCCACCCUCAUCCUCAUCGUCAGCCUGGUGAUCUGUGUGAGCCUGCUGGUCCUAGUGGUUCUCAACGUGAUGCUGUUAUACCGGCUGUGGGCGCUGGAGCACACGGCCCGCGCCUUCCAGGCCUGGCAGGCUUCCACACUGGCCCGAGGGAAGCUGCCCCGGACAGCAGGCGAGUGGGCCGAGGUCCUGGAGCUGCAGCGGCGUUUCCAUGGUGCGGAGGUGCAGAAGUGGAGGCAGAUCCUGGAGGCCUCUGUGGAGCUGCUGGAUGAGAUGAAGGUCUCCCUGGAGAAGCUGCACCAGGGCAUCAUGAUGGCAGAACCAUCCCCGGAGCCAGGCCAGGCUGAUGCCAUUUCCUGAAGCUGCGCUGGCCUCUGGGGGCCAUGGGGGACUGAGCUGGAUCUGAGACUGCAGCUAGGUCAGCGCUGCCCGGACACCCCCUGUGGGCCGGCUCCCUCAGCCGGGUCAGCGCUGUUCAGCCAGCUCCCUCGACCGGCUCAGCACCGCCUGGAUGCCCCUUGUCGGCCAGGUCAGCACUGCUUGAUGCCCCCGUUCAGCUGGCUCCCUCAGCCAGGUCAGCACCGCCUGGACGCUCCUCAUCGGCCGGCUCCCUCGUUCGGGUCAGCGCCAUCCAGACACCUCCUGCAGGCCAGUUCCCUCCACCGGGUCAGCGCCGCCUGGAUGUCCCCGUUCAGCUGGCGCCCUUGGCUCUGGUCAGCGCUGCCUGGAUGCCUCCCUUCGGCUGGCUCCUUCGGCCAGGUCAGAACUGCCUGGACACCCCCCUUUGGCUGGCUCCCUCGGCCAGGUCAGAGCCGCCUGGACACCCCCCUUCGGCAGGCUCCCUUGGCCGGGUCAGCGCCGCCUGGAUGCCUCCCUUUGGCUGGCUCCCUCGGCCAGGUCAGAACUACCUGGACACCCCCCUUUGGCUGGCUCCCUUGGCCGGGUCAGAACUGCCUGGACACCCCCAUUCGGCAGUUCCCUUGGCCGGGUCAGUGCUGCCUGGAUGUCCCCUUUUGGCGGGCUCCCUCGGCCGAGUCAGUGUCGCCUGGACGCCCCCCUUCGGCUGGCUCCCUCGGCCGGGUCAGCGCCGCCUGGACACUUCCCAGGGUCUGUUUCUCCUGUUGGGUCAGCAGCACCUGGCCAUUGGCUGGUGUCAGCACUGGCUUGGGCUGCCCUGCUCUCCUGCCACCCCCCGGCGGAGCAGGUCUCUGUGGUGACAGCUAGGUGGAGGCCGCACCGUGGGACACAUGGAGGAUCCCCUGGGAUUGGCUCUGCCCCUCGCGGUCCGCCCACUGCCUGCAACCCAGGACAACGGUGGCUGGACUGCGGCUGCCAGCUGGGUACAGCCCACCAUGUCUGCUGCCUGGUGGCCUGUUGUGGCCUGGGGGAACCCAUCCAGUCUGGGCUAGGAAUUGACUUUCUAAGUGGUCUAGCUGCAUAGUGUUACAGUGGGGCGUGGCCAGGGCAGUUCCCCCGCCCCCUUACCUUGGAGCCAGGACUCCUGGGUCCUCUGCACUGGAGCAGGGCACCCUUGGGGCAAACUCUGUGCAGUGCAGGGGGCACUGCCCAUGGCUCUGCCUCCUUCCCGAAACACUCAGUUCCUGGAGGGCCCGGUGCUCACCAGGCACUGAGUCAUUGUCUCCUGGCCUGGGCCACUUGUCCUUCGACGCUGCUGGAAGGGGCUUGGUGUGUGUGUGAGCCUCCCAGCCAGCCUGAAUGCCAUCUGCUCCCUCAUCCUCAGUGUCAUGGGGCUCGCGCCCCCCCCACUAUUUAUUAGCUGAUUAAAAAGCGUGGCUGGUAUAGCGCCACCUAGGGUGA
Molecule: messenger RNA, 3699 nt
Organism: Gopherus evgoodei (Goodes thornscrub tortoise)
Lineage: Eukaryota; Metazoa; Chordata; Testudines; Testudinidae
Gene: GRAMD1A
Product: GRAM domain containing 1A
Exons: 20
Coding region: 76-2241 (721 amino acids)
Biological process (GO): intracellular sterol transport
Cellular component (GO): plasma membrane; endoplasmic reticulum-plasma membrane contact site; endoplasmic reticulum membrane
Molecular function (GO): sterol transfer activity; sterol binding
Source: RefSeq, a predicted model, not a curated record